CUCCCGGGCCGCGGGGCGGGCGGGGGCGGAGGGACCCCGGAGCAGUUCGGGCAGCGAAGGAGCCGCGGGGGAGCCAUGAACCUGUUCCUGGAGCUUCUCCUGUUUCUGGCCACGCUCGUCUACUCCUACCUGGAGGCUUUCGUGAAGCUGUUUGUCCCCGUGAGGAGGAAGUCUGUCAGCGGAGAGCUUGUGCUCAUCACGGGUGCUGGCCAUGGCGUCGGCAGAGCGACCGCCCUCGAGUUCGCCAAGCGCCAGAGCAGGCUGGUCCUCUGGGACAUCAGCAAGCACGGUGUUGAGGAGACGGCAGCAGAAUGCAAGGGUCUGGGGGCCACUGUUGAAGCCUUCGUGGUGGACUGCAGCAAACGGGAGGAGAUCUACAGCGCUGCAGAGAAGGUGAAAAAGGAAAUUGGGGAUGUGACCAUCCUGGUGAACAAUGCUGGUGUGAUCACAGCUGCCGACCUGCUCUCAACUCAGGACCACCAGAUAGAAAGAAUGUUUGAAGUCAACAUCCUGGCUCACAUGUGGACGACAAGAGCUUUUCUGCCAGCCAUGAUGAACAACAACUAUGGGCACAUUGUCACGGUGGCUUCGGCAGCAGGUCAUUUUGGGACUUCUUUCAUGGUGGCUUAUUGCUCAAGCAAGUUUGCUGCAGUUGGAUUUCAUAAAGCUCUGACAGAGGAACUGUCUACCCUGGGAAAGGACGGAAUAAAAACCACGUGCCUUUGUCCAGUUUUUAUAAACACUGGAUUUGUCAAAAACCCCAGUACAAGGCUUGGAAAGAUUUUGGAGCCUGAAGAAGUUGUAGAGGCUCUGAUGGAAGGAAUAGUGACCAACCAGAAAAUGGUUUUUGUUCCACCACAGCUAAAUAUUGGUUUGCUUUCUGAAAUGGUGUUUCCAGAACGUGCCCUGAAUGUUCUGAAGAAGCUCACUGUUCCAAAGUUUGAUGCAAUCAUUGGGCAGAGAAGCACCCAGUGAAAGCCAAGAAUUGAUUCUCGUUUCGCAGAGGCACGAGUGAAAACAGAACAUGUGCUGUGGGUAGUUCAGCUGGUUUGAUACAGAACUAAGACAGGUGCUUCCAGGCCACCAUUUCCAAGCACACAGAAGGGUUUAUCC
Messenger RNA from Chiroxiphia lanceolata (lance-tailed manakin), 1113 nucleotides. RefSeq names its product estradiol 17-beta-dehydrogenase 11-like. Gene Ontology annotation, cellular component: lipid droplet. Gene Ontology annotation, molecular function: oxidoreductase activity, acting on the CH-OH group of donors, NAD or NADP as acceptor. Bases 76 to 975 code for a protein of 299 amino acids. The record is from RefSeq and is a predicted model, not a curated record. The transcript has 7 exons. Lineage: Eukaryota; Metazoa; Chordata; Aves; Passeriformes; Pipridae.